CAGCCGGGUGCGGGCCAGCAGCCGACCGCAGGUGAGGGAAGGCGCGUCACAGACCGCGGCGAGACCCCCGACGAAGAGCAUCGCGGCACACCGCGCUAUCCGGCAUCAUCGCCUCAACGGCGCGUGCUCUUCCUCGUGCUACCGGUAGCCGCCGGCGGAAGACAGCUCUCCGCUUUCCCCGUCCACGCCGAGUGGCUGCGGUCCUUAUUUGUGAGCGGCCAGCUUGUGCUUUGCGUGUGAGGCGUGAGCGGUGCCAGGACGCCGCGCCGAUCGGUGAUCAUGUCAUCGACCAAGAGCAAGAUCUGCUUGGCCACCUUCACGGUCAUUUGCGGCGUUGUCCUGCUCGUCGGACUGCUGGGACACAUCUACUUACCGACCAUCAUGCGCGGCAAGGUAGCUGAGCAACUCCAGCUCAAGAACGGCUCGGAGACGCUAGAGAAAUGGAGCAACGUCAAGGUUCCCAUCUACAUGUCCUUCCAUCUGUUCAACAUCACGAACCCGGAGCAGUUCGCAGCCGGCGAGAAGGCCGUGGUCAAGCAAGCAGGCCCUUACGUGUACAGGGAGUACCGGAAAAAGGAAAUCCAGAGCUUCGACAACGAGAGCAACACGGUGCAGUAUUUCGACCGGAAGACCUUCGUCUUCGAGCCCUCGAUGUCGGCUGGCACAGAGGACGACGUGGUCAACGUCAUCAACGUACCCGUGGCGGCGAUCGCCGCCCUGACGCGAAAGAAGGUCCCCGAAGUGGCCGCCCCUCUCAUCAUGCCCAUCCUGGACUCGAUGAUGCGCAAGCACAACGAGACGCUGGCCACACGGCGCAGCGUUCGCGAGAUGCUCUUCGAAGGCUACCAGGUAGGACUGAUGCGGGACCUCAUCCGGCUGGCCAAGGCCUUCCUGCCCAAACUGGAGAACCCCCUGAAGAACAACACGUUCGGACUCUUCUUCGAGCGGAACAACAGCCAUGACGGCCUGUACUCCGUGUACACCGGGGAAGACAGUCCAGCGAAAUUCGCCAAGCUGGAACAGUGGAACAACCAAAGGACUCUCAACUACUGGGCUGGACCCACGUGCAACAUGAUCAAUGGCACCGAUGGGGGCCAGUUUGCACCGUUCCUCUCCAAGGACAGCACACUGUACGUGUUUUCAACGGAUCUAUGCCGGUCCAUGUACUUCCGCUACGAGAAGGAGACCCAGGUGCACGGCAUCCGCGCCUGGCGCUUCACCAUCCCGGCGUCGCUGUUCGAGUCGGCGGACAUCCGAGAGGAGAACCGCUGCUUUUGCCUCACGGCGCCCCAGUGCCCCAAGAGUGGCAUCACGCACGUGGCCGCCUGCCGCAAGGGAGCGCCCAUCGUGCUCUCCUCGCCGCACUUCUACCACGGCGACGAAGAGUUCGUGCGCGCCGUGCGCGGACUCAAGCCCGUCAAGGAGAUGCACGAGACCUUCCUCGACAUACACCCGCUGACGGGCCUUGUCAUGCGGGCAUCAAAGAGGCUUCAAAUCAACGUAGAUCUCAAGGGCAACGAGCGACUAACGUUACUGAAGAACGUGCAAGACACUAUCUUCCCAGUAGUCUGGAUCGAAGAGAGGGCGGAGCUAGCUCCUUCCAUGGCAGAAGAGUUCAAGCAGAAGGUCGAGUUUCCGCAAAAAGUGGGCAACGCAACGAUAGCGUCUGGCCUGAUUCUCGGCGGCAUCGGCUCGUGCAUCUGCGCUAUCAUGGUGUUCAUCUUUUAUAUGCAGGGCAAGUCCAGGACGGCUGGCAUCAGUUCCGAACACACAAACGGACUGAAGAAAGUUCCACACACGUAGCUUCCACAACAUUCGACGUGCUCACGUAGCAGUGUGAAAAUCCUCACCGCCGUGCCGAACACCGUCGCCUCGUCGUCAGCUCGUUGCACCGCCACCGGAUGGACGGCUAGAGAAAAACAUGGUUGCUAGUGAUGGGACACGUUUCAUUAAGUUUGUGCGGCUGUUCAUGGUACAUAGUUUGAAACUGCGUGAAGGACGCCCAUGCCAGAGUGUACACUUAGUCAACACAUCACACUUUUGAGCCUGUGAGAACUUUUUAUUUCUUUCGUGUCUGCGACAAACCACCGCCGUCCAACAUGCAACGUGGGAUCGAAACCGAAUGACACUCAUCACCCCAAGCAUCCAGAAUGAGACUACUGCUUAAGUGAACCAACUCGACGAACCUGUGCCACGCUAACGAAGCCUUGUGAAGUCUCGACGGGCACGGCAGAGUAUCUGCGUCCAACAGCUGCGAUCUUGCGCUGUUUCCCACCACACCCAUCGUCCCUUCACAAAGUUCGCUAAAGUGGCUGAGGGUGGGGACCAACACCUCGAAAUGUGCAAGACAACAGUGACCAUCGUUGAGUGGUUCUGCUCAAUGGUCGCUUUGUGACCACUGCUCACGAUAGCCCCCAGCAAAGUUGGAGAUGUAUGGCGGGAGUGCAUCAGUUAUAGCGAGUUUGCUACAUGACUCUCUUCCCGCAGAUCACUCGCACAGCUUUGCGCUGCUGAGCAGUCAGCUCUUACAUGUGUCAUUAUUUUGGUCUAUAAUGAUAGCAAUAAAGUUGUUAUGGUUUAGCCUCGUUA
Rhipicephalus sanguineus (brown dog tick) is the source of this 2589-nucleotide messenger RNA. RefSeq names its product lysosome membrane protein 2. Gene Ontology annotation, cellular component: membrane; cytoplasm. Lineage: Eukaryota; Metazoa; Arthropoda; Arachnida; Ixodida; Ixodidae. The record is from RefSeq and is a predicted model, not a curated record. Bases 280 to 1803 code for a protein of 507 amino acids. Gene Ontology annotation, molecular function: scavenger receptor activity. The transcript is spliced from 12 exons.